AUGGUCAAGAUCCCAAAUAUAUUUGAACGAUUAUCACUGCGUAGAAAAGACUAAAAAUACUCUGAGGAAGAAUUUAGACAGUCGAGACUCCAAGAACAGAUGAUUUUAAUCAAGCCUCUUUAUGAAAUUAGUAUUUAUGGGACCUUACCUUUGACAUUUCACAGGGCUUUCAUUGAGGAGUACCGUGGAUUUUAUCACAAUUAUAUUAUGACUUAAAGUGUCCUUAUGGUAUUUUUUGUUCUCUAUAUACUUGGUAGGUACUCACCAAGACAUUAUGAUGCGGUUAAUAUAACUUUGUGCUUUACUUUAUCUUAUUUAUAUUCAAAAAAAGUUACUUCACAAUCUCCAGAUAAAUUUAUUCCAAAUACUGUUUUGGUUCUACAGAUGUUUCAAAAUUUAUUUGUUGGGUUGUAUUCAACACUUGAAUGGUAUCAAAUUUCAUUGGUUCAGCUUUUAAUUUAUAUUGGCUAUAUAAUUUCUUGGUCAUUGAAGUAUGGCUUAUUCAAUUUACCAACAGACCUUUUUGUUCACUUCAGUUUUUGCUAUGCUCUUUUAGUAAGUCUUGUUAGAAAAAAAGAGAUAAAUGAUCGAAGAAACUUUAAGCUCUGGAAAAAAUUGAAUAAAUAUAAAGAAAAACUUCAUAAGAUAUUAUUUCUAUUGCACGAAGGUGUACUAAUUAUAAACGCUAAGGAAAAGUGUGAUAGAAUCAUUUACCAUAAUAAAGCAUUAGUGUAAAUAUUUAUGGGAGAAUCAUAUAAACUUCACAACUAAUCACAUAAAUACUCAUUUGAUUUUUUGAAUUCAGAUUAGGAUAACAAUAAUUAAAACAGUAGCAAUAAUAAGAAGUAAGAUUAGAAUGAUUAGCAAUACAUGACAUUGAAUGAUUUAGGAAUCGGAAUUUCAAUUCAAGAGGAGUUCAAUUAAUAAAAAAAGAUCAAUUAAUCUCUCUCUAGUUUUAUUGAAAAGAUAAGAAAGAAUAUAAGCAAGUCUUCUGAACAAUAAAAGUUCUACAUUAAAUUAUAGCCUAAUAACAUUUCUAUUGAAAUAAAUGUUGUUUCAUUUGAGCAAGAUUCAUAGAUUCUUCUUCUAUUCAAAGAGAUAGGUGCCUUUAAGAAACUUUAAAAAUCUAAGACUAGAGAAUAAUUCACCAAUGUAUUCAUUAACUCAACUGCUCAUAACAUAUUCACACCUAUUAAUGGAAUGAUUGGAGUUUAGUAAUUACUAGAGAGAACAGUGUCUAAUAAUCAAGAAGCAAUGUAGUAUUGUCAUUUGAUGAGCAACUGCCUACAUAAUCUAAUUUUCAAUACUAAGAAUAUUAUAGAACUUUCUAAAAUUCGGCUAAAGAAGUCUGUUUAGAAAAUAGAUGAAAUUAGGCUCAAUGUUGUUCUUGACGAAAUAGUUCACUUAUUUAACUAAGAAAUAGCUAUGAAGAAGAUUAAGAUUAACAAGUCAAUUUAAAGCUUAAUACUCAAUAACAAUCUACUCAUUGACCAUGAAAAACUAUAAUUAGUUCUCUUCAACAUUUUAAGCAAUGCCUUUAAGUAUACUUAAUCAGGAUUCAUAGUACUGACUGCUAAAAUAAUGUCAUAUAGGGAAUUAUAACUGAAAAUAGAAGAUGAUUGCGAGGAGAGUUAAGAUCAAAUAACAAAUCAAGUAAAUGAUGAACCUAAUACUACACAAUAACUUAUUCAAUCUACUCCUAGUAGUCAAAAACUAGAUGAUUAUCGACAGAAAUGUAUCUAAUCAAUUCUUAACAAUGGUUGUGUGGGCAUGUAAUACCUAUCCUUUAGCGUUAUUGACACAGGAGUAGGAAUGGACUAAAAUAAUACAAGAUAAUUAUUUAAUCUCUUUGGCAAAGUAAAGCUCUCAGAUGAGCAAAUUAGUCAGUCUGGAAUAGGAUUAGGAUUGACAGUUUCAAACUUAAUAUGUGAAGAUCUUGGUGGGAAAUUAUUCCUUGAAUGGACAUUGCCUGGCAAAGGCUCUAAAUUCUAAUUAUAUCUUCCUGUACAAAUAAACAACGAUCAGAGUAGUCAAAGUUUAUAUUUCAAUCAGUCAUUUUCAGAAGAGGUCAAAAGAGAUACUAAUACUGUAAGAUAGAAUUGGAAAUUCAAAGAUAAUCUAGAGAUAUCUGAAAUUGAUGAUCCAGUUCCAUAAAAAAUGAGAUCAGAGUAUUAGGAAGAAUUAUAGCCAAUAUCUUAAAGGGGUUUUCACAAAAAAUAGCAAUCAGCCAAUUUAAUUCCCUUACAUCAGUUUAAAAUCAAGAGUAGAAUUUAAACAAGAGAACUUAUUGAAGAAGAAUAUAGCUCUAUUUUAGUAGUAGAUGAUUGCGCCUUUAAUAUUGACAUUCUUUAGAUGAUGCUUAACUAGCUUUUUUCAUUAAGAAUAGACUAUGCUAUGUCUGGACAAGAUGCUUUAAAGAAGGUAAAGUCUCGAUUAUAUUAGCAUCAGACAGAUAGCAGAAUAUAGAUGUAUAAACUGAUAAUAAUGGAUAUUAAUAUGCCUGUAAUGGAUGGAGUUGAAGCAACCAAAAGUAUCAAAUAAGAACUCUUAAUUUUUAACUAGUAUACAAAGAUAGUAGCUCAUACUGCGAUGCCAGAGGAAUAAUUUCGCACUAAUGCAGAACGAUGGUUUGAUGGGUUUUUACCUAAACCUCUUAACUCUAAUAAACUCCAUGAAAUGCUAAUUGAUGCUAAGAUUAAAUGA
This is a messenger RNA of Stylonychia lemnae, 2703 nucleotides long. The record is from the annotation of a GenBank genome assembly. NCBI's taxonomy places the organism in Eukaryota, Ciliophora, Spirotrichea, Sporadotrichida, Oxytrichidae.